AACAUUUCUCCACUUAUUUAGUAGGUUUGCCUCUUCAGGCAACGCGAAGGUGUCCAAACAUUGCGAAAUGAGUCAUUACGCCGGUAAUUCCCAAUAUAAACGAAGAUUAUUGCUGCUGCUGAGCUCACAUACGAAUACAAACUGGAGGAAGAAAGAUCAUACGUGAAAACUCAUGAAAACACCAUCCAGAUGGAAGAAUUCAGCUUCGGAAUGUUCGACGAGCUGCUGGAGGGUGAUCGGCAUCCCCUGCAGAUCGACGACUACGCGGAUGAGGAGGACGAUCUGCAGCUCACCUCAACAAAGCCGAGCCUAGUUGACAGGCUAAGAGCCCAAGAACCCUCCAUCUACGCACCUGUGGGAGGUGACACCAAGCUGCACUUUGCCAUCCGGUGCGGCAAACAGGUCGAUAUCGAUGCCCUGCUGCAGUUGUAUCGAGAGGAUUUCGACAAAGUGCGGGAUCACUUGGUAGGGAAGUACGAUUGGGAUGCCGAGGACAAAAUUUGGUUUACGAAAACCAUUUUGGUGGCGACCACUGAUGAGCACUGUCAAAGUGCAAAGGACUUGGAGAAUCGGAACGUUGGUGCUGAAGAUUUGCGACGUGCAGUGCUUGUACUGUUGAAGUACCCGGUAAAUGGUGAAGACGUGGCUGUCUUACAUCCCAGCAAGUCCGAUCGUUUGCCGGUAGCCCAGCUUAUCCAAACUCUAGUUCCAAAUGGGUUUCUAUCGUGGAACUACGUUGGGACGGAAGGAAACCAAGAAACGUUUGUUCAAUCAGCCGUGUUAAAAGCAAUGCAUCAUGUCAUCGAGCGACUGUACGAGCUUGGCGCUCCAAUCGCCAUUCCAGGCUACAACCCGCUGCUGACAGCUAUCAGAUGUAACAGGAUGGAAACGGUAAAUUGGCUUCUAACGGAGCAUUUCGAUCACUUCGAUUGUACACUUCGAGACGCUGGAGAAUGUAACGCAUUGAUAACCGCAAUGCAAAGAAACGACGGAGCAUUAUUCGAUCUUGUUGUCGAGAAGAUGAUAGCCUAUCGGCGGAAGUACUUCGCUGAAACCGAAGAAGAAGCGUUUCACAAAAUAUUUAUAUUAGUACAUGAGGAGUACUCGUACACCACGAUCUUUACCUACGUUAAAAAGUCUGGACCAAUUUUCGAACGGGUGGAGAAGGCUAUUCAAAAGUACAAACUGAGGCUGUCACAUCGAUGGAAGAACAUCAUCGUACUGGGAAGUUUGAUCGAACGUAACAUUGCACUGGAAUACUGCUUCGAGGGCAUUCGAAACGAUCCACAACUGUUGGGAUUGACAGAGCACGAGACGACGACUAUUCUGCAUCAACUGCUAAGAUGGGGUCAUCUCGAGUUCAUUCGUGAAAUGUAUAGCAAGUAUCCAGAGGUGCAGUCCUUCUUCAACUCAGACGGUGCCUUCGAAACGCUGCGAAAAGUGAUCUUCGAUCAAAGUCGUGAGACGGUACAGUUUAUGCUCGAGCAUCACGAGGAUUUUUUGAAAAACGACAUGGAAAAAUUAAAGGACAAAUUGCUGUGCUAUUACCAGGAAGAAUUUUAUGAGGAACGGAAAGACCUUUUCAAAGAGUAUUUUCCAGAGCUACAAGACAGUAUACAAGAGGUAUUGAGAUGGACGCACAUAGACGACUAUUACUACGGCAUUGAAGGAUCGUUUGCCAAAGCCAACAUCGAUGUUUCAAAUUUUGACAAGCUGCCCGAACCAUAUGCAACCGUCAGAGGAUCAAACGGAGAGACUCUUCUCCACUUGGCUGUAGAUAAAGACGACAUAGAACUGCUGGUUCGGAUGCUGGAAGCAGGUUGCGAGCUGGACGUACUGGACAACGACGGAAACCAUCCAGUUCAUCUGGUGAAAAGCGAAAAAAUGCUUGACUUGAUCAUCGAUCGACACACGGAAGGUCGGAGCCUUAUCCAGCGAACCAACAACGAUGGCUGUACGGUUCUGCACAAGCUCUGCCAACAGAGCAUAGAUUCUAAAAAGUUGGUUUCCCUGCUGGAAAAGGUGAUCGCGUACGGUGCGGACGUGCACCAGCUGACCAAGCAUGGUGAAAAUGCUGUCUUCUUCGCUGGAGAUCACGACGUGUUAGACUUUCUCCGGAGUCACGCAGUGAAACUGGACUAUGUUAACAACAGUGGAGAAACUGCGCUGGAAAUACUUCUUUGGAAUGUUUGGGUUGCCCGACCACUGUUCAGUUACGUCCACGACCUACCCUCGUUCAAGGAGCAUGCCCACAAGUACCUUGCACCAAUGCUGAAUCAAUCCGGACAUGUCUACACGUACGACUACAAAGUCAUUUUCGAGAAAUACCCCGAAGCAGCACGGGUCAUGCUCGACUCCGUGUACGAACAUUCCCGCGACGAGGCCUGCCGACUGUUCUCUAAAGCCUGCACUACCGGCUUCGUCUACGUGGUGGAACUGUUUCUGGACGGCAACUAUGAGCUGGAUUACAACUACAAAGACCAAUACGAGGAUACUCCCUUCCUCGGACUGAUCAAACAUAUGGAACAAGUCACCGCACGAGUUAUCAGGCGAUUGCUGGAGAAGGAAGUCGACCUACGGGCACGGUGUGAAUGGGGCAGAGACGCUCUGAUGCACCUGAUUUGGCGGUAUCGAACCGCCAAAUUGAAAGGACUUGGACUGGACACCGUGCAGCUGAUGCUGGAUCAUGGAGCGUCGAUAAACACUACGGACGAGGACGGAAAUACGCCGCUUCAUUUGGCAUUUGAGCAGAAAGAAUUUGAAUUGGCAGAGUUUCUGAUUGAAAAUGGUGCCAAUUUGAACGCAGUGAAUAACAUAGGAAAACGACCGUUCGAAAUGGCACCAUCGUUGGAUCGGGAACUGUUUUACUUUUAUUCGGACUAUCCAUUGAAUUUCAUUAUUGCUGCUGCUGAGCUCACAUACGAAUACAAACUGGAGGAAGAAAGGUCAUUCGUGAAAACGCGUGAAAACAACUUUCUGAUGGAAGAAUUCGGCUUCGGACUGUUUGACGAUCUGCUCGAGGGUGAAGUGCAUCCACUGCAGAUCGACGAGUACGAGGAUGAGGAGGGCUACCUGCGCAAACUGAAAGACAAGGAGCUGAACAUUUAUGCACCUGUUGCUGGGGACACCAAACUGCAUCGCGCCAUCCGGAGUGGGAAGCAGAUCGAGAUCAAUGGCCUGAUUGAAGUUUAUCGAGAGGAUUUCGACAAAGUGCGGGAUCAUUUGGUGGCGAAGUAUCAGUGGAAUGGCGAGGACAAGCUUUGGCAGAGGAAGACUAUAUUGGUGGCGAGCAGUGAGGAGCAAUGCCAGAGUGUCAAAAACUUUGAAAAUCAACAAGUUGAUGCAGAACAAUUGCGACGAGCAGUGUUUGUUCUGCUUAAACACCCAGUGAAUGGUGAGGAAGUUGCAGUACUGCAUCCGGAUAAAACAUGUCGCGCAGCUGUAGCUGAAUUGAUCACGACACUUAUUCCAAAUGGUUUUCUUUCAUGGAAUUUUGUCAGAACAAAUGGAGUCAGAGAAACGUUCAUGCAAGCAGCUGCUAGUAAAGGACUUCAUAAAGUUAUCGAUCGACUUUACGAGCUUGGUGCUCCGAUCGCCAUACCUGAUCACAAUGCACUGCUUACAGCGAUUAGAAGUAAUAGGAAAGAAACGGUGAGGUGGCUUCUAACCGAGCAUUUCGAUCACUUUGAUUGUACGCUUCGAGAUAGUGCUGAACACAACGCUUUGAUUGCGACCAUUCAAAGAAAUGAUGCUGGAUUGUUUGAUCUUGUUCUUGAGAAGAUGCUUGACUAUCGACAGAAGUACUUUAAUGAAACUGAAGAGGAGGCGUUUCACGAAAUAUUUCGAUUAGAACAUGAGGAGUACUCAUACACUACAAUCUUUACCUGCGUGAGAAAAUCUGGACCGAUUUAUGAACGAGUGGAGAAAGCUGUUCAAAAAUACAAACUGAAGCUGUCACAUCGCUGGAAGCACAGUGUCGUACUGGGACGAUUGAUCGAACGUAACAUUGCACUGGAAUACUGCUUCGAGGGCAUUCGGAACGAUCCCCAACUGCUGGGCUUGAUAGAGCAUGAGACAACAACCAUUCUGCUCCUGCUGAUAAGGUCCGGACAUCGUGAUUUCGUUCUAGAAAUGUACACUAAACAUCCCGAGGUGAAGUCCUUCUUCAACUCGGACGGUGCCUUCGAGCUACUACAAAAAGCGAUCGCCGAUCAAAAUCGUGAAACGCUACAGUUUAUUCUUGCACAUCACGAAGGAUAUUUGAAAAGUUACAUGGACAAGUUGAGGAACCAAGUCGUUUGUUGCCAAUAUUACACAAAGGAAUUUUAUGAAAAACAUCGUGACUUGCUCAAAGAGUUCUUUCCGGAGCUGAGAGAUAGUAUAGAAGAGAUGAUGACGAAGGCGCAUACGAGCAAAUAUUAUUACGGAAUUGAAGGAUCGUUUGCCAAAGCCAACAUAGAUGUUUCCAAUCUCGACGAGCUGUCCGAACCAUAUUCAACCGUCAGAGGAUCGAACGGAGAGACUCUUCUCCACUUGGCUGUAGAUAAAAACGACAAGGAACUGCUGGUUCGGAUGCUAGAGGCAGGUUGCGAGCUCGACGUGCUGGACAAUGACGGAAACCAUCCAGUUCAUCUGGUGAAAAGCGAAGAAAUGCUGGACUUGAUCAUCAAUCGACAUCCGGAAGGUCGAAGCCUUAUCCAGCGAACCAACAACGAUGGCUGUACGGUUCUACACAAGGUCUGCCAACAACGUAUGGAUCAUAAACCUCUUAUCAACCUGCUGGAAAAGGUCAUCGACUACGGUGCGGACGUGCACCAGCUGACCAAGAACGAAGAGUCGGCCGUCUUCUUCGUAGGAAGCUGUCGCUUGCUGGACGUUCUGCUAAAACACAAAGUUCAACUGGAUAUCGUCAACAACUGUGGAGAAACUCCUCUGCAACGACAUCUCUACAGCGGAAACACUUGCAUGGCAAUGCCACUAUUUAGUUACGUCCACGACCUACCCUCGUUCAAGAAGCAUGCCCACAAGUACCUUGCACCAAUGCUAAACCAAAGCGGGCAUGUUUACACGUACGACUACAAAGUCAUAUUCGAGAAAUACCCUGAAGCAUCACGGAUCAUGCUCGACUCCGUGUACGAACAUUCCCGCGAAGAGGCCUGCCGUCUGUUCUCCAAAGCUUGCACUACCGGCUUCGUCUACGUGGUGGAAUUAUUCCUGGACGGCAACUAUGACCUGGAUUACAACUACAAAGACCAAUACGAGGAUACCCCGUUUUUAGGACUGAUCAACUACAUGGAUCAAGUCACCGCCCGAGUUAUCAAGCGAUUGCUGGAGAAGGGAGUCGACCUGCGGGUACGCUGUAGAUGGGGUAGAGACGCCCUGAUGUACCUGAUCUGGCGGUAUCGAACCGCCAAGUGGAACGGACUUGGGCUGGACACGGUGCAACUUCUGCUGGAUUAUGGAGCGUCGAUAAACACUACGGACGAGGACGGGAAUACACCGCUGCAUUUGGCAUUUGAGCAAAAAGAAUUUGAGUUGGUAGAAUUUCUGAUUCUAAAUGGUGCCAACUCGGACGCAGUCAAUAAUAAGGGGAAGCGACCGUUUGAAAUGGCGCCAGCUUUGGAACGGGAAUUGUUUUACUUUUAUUGUGAUGACUUGUGCCGUACUUAAGAGUUGGCACACCCUCGUGUGUUGACGUAAACGCCUGUUGAUUCUAUAAUAAAAGUUUAUAAGUGUU
Culex pipiens pallens (northern house mosquito) is the source of this 5737-nucleotide messenger RNA. RefSeq lists its product as uncharacterized. The coding region runs from base 190 to 5670 and encodes 1826 amino acids. The record is from RefSeq and is a predicted model, not a curated record. Lineage: Eukaryota; Metazoa; Arthropoda; Insecta; Diptera; Culicidae. Gene Ontology annotation, molecular function: protein binding. The transcript has 3 exons.